AUGUCCGCUUGCAGCUUUGUAGACUUUGCCCAGUCAGCCUCGCCCGAGGGGCAGCGCAGCCUGCAAGAGCUCGAGGCCGCGUGCGAAGCUGCGCCUUUUGGCAGAAAGCAAGAGACGAUCAUCGACGAGACGUACAGGAAGGCAGGGAAGAUGGACUCCCGAAACUUCAUGACGCGCUUCCAUGCAGAGCAGACGGGCAUCGUGGACAUGAUCCGCACUGGGCUCCUGACCGGUUCGAGCGAGGAGGAGGGCAUAUCUGCGCAGUUGUAUAAGCUCAACGUCUACGGGAAGGGCGCAUUCUUCAAGCCGCACGUCGACACACCACACUCCCAGAAGAUGUUUGGGUCGCUUGUCAUCGUCUUCCCCACUCCGCACGAAGGCGGGCAGCUCAUUCUCCGCAAAGAGAACAGCGAGUGGACAUUCGACGCAGCGCGACUGCUAUCAGGAAGUGCUGAUCGCAUCGCGUACGUCGCAUUCUUCAGCGAUGUCGAGCAUGAAGUCCUUCCUGUGCUCUCUGGACAUCGCGUGACGAUCACGUACAACCUCUACUUCGACAAUGCUCAGUCCCGGCCAAAGGUUCCCAAGGGCCUCGCCGUCACGCAGCCUCUUCACGCGAGCAGCGGAGCUAUCAAGGAGUCCUUGCGAGCUUUCCUCCGCUCCCCGAAGAUACUACCCGACGGUGGUACAAUCGGGUUUGGGCUCCGCCACGUCUACGCGCUGCCCACUGUGUGGGAUGAUGGCGACCCCGAGCCUCUGCGAGCUAUCGGGCAAGGGCUCAAGGGGAGCGACGCGGCGCUCUAUCGCGCGUGCAAAGAGCUUGGUCUGGCACCGCGCCUGCGUCUCAUAACGGAGAACUUCGAUGACCCUAUUAUGCUCGAUCAUAUCAAUUGCCUGGGACACGUGGGAGAGGAGGACGAAACGGCGAUCCUACUAGAUGCAGGCGGCGUCUUCAUCAAAGAUGCUGAGUUCCCCGGCGACGAUGAAAAUGACGAGGGCGAGGGUGUGGGUCACCGCAAGCUCCCAGUACACUGGGUUACGGAGCUGAACGGGCUGAAUCGGACGUCUCAGGCGUACCUUUCGUACGGAAAUGAGGCAUCGAUGGGCUACAUGUACGUCUUUGUUUGCCUUAUUGCCGACGUUGGCAAGCACAGCGACAGAAUUGUCGGCUUGUCCAUGGUGGACGAGGGCGUCGCAGAGGGCGAGGGAGGAGCACAGCCGAGCGGGACAAACGAGGCAGUUCCGGGAGCCUGA
Messenger RNA from Trametes versicolor FP-101664 SS1, 1251 nucleotides. RefSeq lists its product as uncharacterized. The record is from RefSeq and is a predicted model, not a curated record. Bases 1 to 1251 code for a protein of 416 amino acids. The transcript is spliced from 3 exons. Lineage: Eukaryota; Fungi; Basidiomycota; Agaricomycetes; Polyporales; Polyporaceae.